AUGCUGGCUCCUACAACCGAUUUGUUCUACUGCUACUUCAAAGCGUGGAAUUUCCCGAAUUGUGUCGGCUGCAUAGAUGGUAAACACAUUCGAAUAAAAUGUCCUAAAAACUCGGGAUCGAUAUAUUAUAAUUAUAAACAAUAUUUUUCGAUUGUGUUGCAAGGCAUAGCUGAUGCAAAUUACAAGUUUGUGACUAUUGAUGUUGGUGCUUACGGAAAGCAAAGCGAUGGAGGAAUAUUUUCUCUCUCCAAUAUCUACAAGUGUUUAAAGACGAACACAUUCAAUAUGCCAAGCCCUGAAUAUUUGCCCUCAACAGAAAUCAAAGCUCCUUAUGUAAUAUUGGGUGACGAAGCAUACCCACUGAAGCCAUAUUUACUUAAGCCAUAUUCUAGACCAUAUCUCUCAAAUGAAGAGCGAGUUUUUUUUCUAGAGCUCGACGUUGCAUUGAAUGCGCAUUCGGUAUACUAG
This is a messenger RNA of Acanthoscelides obtectus, 468 nucleotides long. NCBI's taxonomy places the organism in Eukaryota, Metazoa, Arthropoda, Insecta, Coleoptera, Chrysomelidae. The record is from the annotation of a GenBank genome assembly.